This is a messenger RNA of Thelazia callipaeda (thelaziosis nematode), 150 nucleotides long. Lineage: Eukaryota; Metazoa; Nematoda; Chromadorea; Rhabditida; Thelaziidae. The record is from the annotation of a GenBank genome assembly.
AUGAAAGAAGAAAUGAAUUUAAAAGUAUUACUUGAUGGUUGUCCUCGAGAAAUGUACGAUAUCGCGACGUAUCUCAAAUCUCUGGAAUAUCUCGAUGAACCUAAUUACGAAGUACUAGAAGUCGCGCUAACACGUAUCAUUAUGCGGUAA